This is a messenger RNA of Tetrahymena thermophila SB210, 2415 nucleotides long. Its product is annotated as protein kinase. Lineage: Eukaryota; Ciliophora; Oligohymenophorea; Hymenostomatida; Tetrahymenidae. The transcript has 4 exons. Gene Ontology annotation, cellular component: cytoplasm. Gene Ontology annotation, molecular function: ATP binding; protein serine/threonine kinase activity. The record is from RefSeq and is a predicted model, not a curated record. Gene Ontology annotation, biological process: protein phosphorylation.
AUGGGAAACGAUUCAAGUUAAAUAGAAAAAUUUACAGAUGCAGUGCUAGCUAACUUUGAUAAUUUCGUAAUUGUGGAAGGAUAGGAAGUUUAGGGUAUAUUUGGUAAAUGCGUUUUGUACCAAAAGAAGAGCAAGUAGAAUGAGUAUGUUAUUUGUAAAAAAAUCUAAAUAGGGAGUGAAGCAAAAUAAAAACAUAUUUAACAGUAUUUUGAAUAGAGAAUGCAAAUCUAGCAUUCUAAUUUAUUGAAGUUUUAUGGUUAUUCAUUUAACAGAUAAAACAGCAUAUGCUCCACAAAUUACUCCUUUAAUGCAUACUUUGAAUAUCACCCUAUCUCUUUGUUGCAAGAAAAUAAUAAUAGACAGCAAAAUGAAGAAAUAUAUUAGCUUAAUGAAUUGUGGUACAUGGCUAAAUGUUUAAUUAGCUUAUGUGACUACUUACAAUAAAAUGAUGAAGUGCAUCCAAAUAUUCACCCAUCUUCUAUAUUCCUUACAGAAGCUGGAUAAUUAAAGCUUGUAGAUAGCUCUGUGUUAAAUCUAUCCUCUCCUCAACAAAAGCAACACCAUAUGUCUUUUGAAAACAGCUAAACACAUGCUUAAAUGUAGUUUGAAUAGAGAUAUAUUGCACCAGAGGAAGUCAUCCAUUAAAAAAAUAUGAAUAAAUAUAAAUUAUCUGUUUUUCAAAUAGGAAUGACUCUCCUUGAGAGUGCUCUGAUUCAAGAUUGUUCAUAUAUUUAUUUAGAAGAUGACUCCAUCAAUUAAAAUAGCUUAGAUUUUCUUAUUAAUAAAGUCCAAGAAGUUUAUGGUGAUUAAUUUACUACCUUCUUAAAAAAGAUGCUAUAACUAAAUCCCAAUAAUCGUCCUGACAUACACGAAAUUUACUAAUAGCAAUUUAAAAGUGUUGAUUAAACAAACUAAAGUUAACUUUCUUUAAAUCGCAUGAGUGAAGUUGUUGGGGAAACUUCUCCUAUCCCAAGAAGCAUGAGGCUCAACUCUUCACUUAUAAAUCAAGGUAAUUUCUUGAAUAAUCAGCCAAGUUAAUAAAAUAGUGUUGUUAAUUCAAACAAUACAAAUGUUGUAAAUAACUCCAACAAUAAUAACCAUAGCAGAAUAAGUAGCUCAAGAUAUGUCAUUUCUAAGACUAGCACUUUACAACAAAUAGGAAUAAAUAACUAACCAAAUAGUAUCAAUUAAAGCAUAGCUAGCUUAUAGAGUAAAUCAAACAUACCAUAAUUUGAUAAUAAUCUGAUCAAAUCACCAAUUAAUUACUAUAUUAAAAUGGAAAAAGCUACCCCUAUCUAAUCUGUUUAAACUACUUAGAAAAACUCUCCAAUUAAAGAGUAGAUAAAUACUAGUUUUAACUUCUAAGAAGCUAAUAAUAAUUCACAGAAAGCGUUAAAUUAGUCUGUAAUAAAUGCGAAUAAUAAUCCAAGUAGUGGUCAUUAUUUGCAUAACUUCUAGUCUUUUUCAAAUACUAUGAAUAAUCCAUAGGUUGAAAAUAACGGAAAUUCUGGUUUAAAUAAUAGUAAUACUUCAAUAGGUUAAAGCUGGUUAAAGUAGAACAAUACUAAUUACUAUAGUUUUAACUAAACACAGCAUUCUUUUAAUUAGAAUGAACAGUAGCACGGAUAGCCUAUUAAAUAUAUUGAAUCUAAUAAUAAAAAUAGCUAGUAUAGUAAUUCACCUCCUAAGAUGCUAGUCAAUGCGUAGGAAUUAAAUUAAAACGCAGCUUAGCAGUAGAUUAAAAAUAAUGAAAGCAAGCAGUAAUAAUAAUUCUAUUAGAAGCAACCAUCAUAAUUAUAUGAUAAAGGUGAUUCUAAAUUAAAUCAAAGCACAGUAUCUACUUAAGGCUUGAAAGACUCUUAUUUAAUUUAGAACGGUCAAUAACAUUAGACUAAUAACGAAGUAAGAGAAGGGUCAGUUUCCUAGUAAUUUGUUUACUAAAACCCUGUGAAUAAUACAACAACAGUGUACAAAGUGCAUUAUUCAAGAGGUAGUAGUCCUUAGAAUAUAACCAAAUAAAGCCCAAAUUAAUUCAGUGACAAAGUAAGCUUUGGUGAGCAUGCAAAAGUGAAUGAUUUAAAAAAUAGUAAAGUCUAAGGUGUUUAGAACUCAUAAUCUUAAUAAUCAUCAUCAAUAUCUCAACAAAAUAAUAUUCAAGAGAUAAAUAAAAAAAUAAAUAACUAUUACUCCCAAACAAGCAAUAGCCAUUCUUAAUUACAAAACUAAUAAGCAGAGACAUAAAAAAGCAUGCUUGCAGAAUAAUAGCUCAAAAGGAAAUCUAUAACACUAGAAAAAGAUGAGAGUCUCUUGGAUAAAAAUGGAGUCGAAAGUUAGAACUAAAAAAAGUCAACGCAAAUCAAAACCACAUAAAUAGUACAUCCAAAACAGAUAGCAUUAAAUAUUACCCCUAAAUGA